Molecule: messenger RNA, 4340 nt
Organism: Mastomys coucha (southern multimammate mouse)
Lineage: Eukaryota; Metazoa; Chordata; Mammalia; Rodentia; Muridae
Gene: Scmh1
Product: Scm polycomb group protein homolog 1
Exons: 15
Coding region: 1414-3408 (664 amino acids)
Biological process (GO): regulation of DNA-templated transcription
Cellular component (GO): nucleus
Molecular function (GO): protein binding
Source: RefSeq, a predicted model, not a curated record
CUUAUUAGACCAGGGAUUUGAUUGUAAGUAGUUUUAAUCCACUAGGAAAAAACUCCAUGUGUCUUUGUUUCACAAUCCAGGAAACACUGUUUGCCUAAUUGGCAUGUAAUUAACUUAGGUGUCAUAUCAAGUCCCACUUAUCAGGAGGUUACAAACCAAGAUAACAAAAAGGGAAGGAGUAUGGUUAAUUAUAUAGAGUAUAGGUAAGACAGGAAGCCAAGCCUAACUGGAGUAACUCCUUAAUCUACCAAGUCCACACUAAAGCAAACCUCCAUUGUUCAUAAUACAUUUAGUGUGAUUUUUCUAAAGGAAAUUAUUAAUAGGAUAUGUUGAGCCAAAAUUAAACAUAAUGAUAUCCUUCAUUUAUAAACUGCAUAAAAAAACACAAAUACAUCUGUUUAAGUAACAAGUCAGACUGAUACUGCAUUUAGUUUUUAUCUUGCAUAGUAUAUUUCAGGACUAAGAUUUGAGGAAUAAAACUAACGUUUAUGGUUCUCAGUGAGCUUUUAAGGUUUCUACAUAAACACCAGUCAGUUUCAUAGGGUCCUGUGUAGCACAUAAGUGUCAAUAUUUGCUCAAGUAUUUUGAUACAUUUUGUUACUAUGAUUCCAUGUGUUCAGCAGUGUUAUAGUUAUUGUCCACUCUCUUCUUGUUGUCUUUUCUUCCUAUAAGAUAUUUCUUUCAUUCCUAAUACAAAAAAACAGCCAAACAGAAGAGUAGAGGAGGAGUCCAAGGGAAUUCCUGGUUUCAACAGAGCUGGCUCUGCCAUGUAGUCACUCUGUGGCUCUGGUCCUUAAUUUUAGUAUUAGCUAGAUGGGAAUUAUAACUUAUCUUGUCCGGUCACAGGACUGGAAGAUAACAUGAGUUAAUGAAUGUGAAAACAUCCUAAACCUUGCCUAUUCCUUUACACUGGAGAAUUGUAAUGUUUUUCAUUCUUCUCAGCAGCUGAGCUCACAUGUUAAGUACAAUCUGACAUUCUUUGAAAUGAAGCAUUAUGAAUGUGGGCUGAAGAAAUGAAUGAAGUGAAAUGAUGAAGGGCAAAGUACCUGGGAUUUGGUGAACAAGUAACAGAUAUUACUUCAUUCUUUAGCGUUUUCCUCAGGCUUUUAUGGCACUAAUGUGAGCCCGAAUGUUAUUGCCUCUGGGAAGCCUUCCACAAACCUUCUGCGUGCUCCUACAGCACCCUCCACCUCUCCAAGUGCAGCCCUCACCACACCUUUCUGCCAUGGAUCACUUAGUUUCUGUCCCUCACUAGACUGAAGCUCACAAGAACAAGGGCAAUAUUUUGAUCAUGGUUGUAUCUGCAGUGCCCAGCACAGUACUGUAAAUAAGUCUUGGAAAAAUGGCAUCUAGUGCUUUUUGCAUGGCCCAAAGGGGCCCUGUGCUGCUCCACUACAGAGGAAAAUUCAAGACAUGCUGGUUUGCUACAGUGUUUUAGCUUGUGAGAGUCUCUGGGACCUUCCCUGCUCCAUCAUGGGGUCACCUCUAGGUCAUUUUACCUGGGACAAAUACCUAAAAGAAACAUGUUCAGUCCCAGCGCCUGUCCAUUGCUUCAAGCAGUCUUAUACACCUCCAAGCAAUGAGUUUAAGAUCAGCAUGAAAUUGGAAGCACAGGAUCCCAGAAACACCACAUCCACCUGUAUUGCCACAGUAGUUGGACUGACAGGUGCCCGACUUCGUCUGCGCCUUGAUGGCAGUGACAACAAGAAUGACUUUUGGAGACUGGUUGACUCUUCCGAAAUCCAACCAAUUGGAAACUGUGAGAAGAAUGGCGGGAUGCUGCAGCCCCCUCUAGGAUUUCGGCUGAAUGCCUCCUCUUGGCCCAUGUUCCUUUUGAAGACAUUAAAUGGAGCAGAGAUGGCUCCCAUCAAGAUUUUCCAUAAGGAGCCACCAUCACCUUCCCACAACUUCUUCAAAAUGGGAAUGAAGUUAGAAGCUGUAGACAGAAAGAACCCUCAUUUCAUUUGCCCAGCCACUAUUGGAGAAGUUCGAGGCUCAGAGGUGCUAGUCACCUUUGAUGGGUGGCGAGGCGCAUUUGACUACUGGUGCCGCUUUGACUCCCGGGACAUCUUUCCUGUGGGCUGGUGUUCUUUGACUGGAGAUAACCUGCAGCCACCUGGCACCAAAGUUGUGAUUCCAAAGAAUCCUUCCCCUUCAUCUGACGUGAGCACUGAGAAGCCCAGCAUCCAUAGCACCAAAACUGUCUUGGAGCAUCAACCAGGGCAGAGGGGGCGCAAACCAGGAAAGAAGCGGGGCCGAACACCCAAGAUCCUUAUUCCCCAUCCCACCUCUACCCCAUCCAAGUCAGCUGAACCUUUGAAAUUUCCAAAGAAGAGAGGUCCCAAGCCUGGCAGUAAGAGAAAACCUCGGACUUUGCUGAGCCCACCACCCACCUCACCAACAACCAGCACCCCUGAACCGGACACCAGCACUGUGCCCCAAGACGCUGCCACUAUCCCAAGUUCAGCCAUGCAGGCCCCGACAGUUUGUAUCUACUUGAACAAGAAUGGCAGCACGGGCCCCCACCUGGAUAAGAAGAAGAUCCAACAACUCCCUGACCAUUUUGGGCCAGCCCGUGCCUCUGUGGUGCUGCAGCAGGCUGUCCAGGCUUGCAUUGACUGUGCUUAUCACCAGAAAACUGUCUUCAGCUUCCUCAAACAGGGCCACGGCGGUGAAGUCAUCUCAGCCGUGUUUGACCGGGAACAGCACACUCUCAACCUCCCAGCAGUCAACAGCAUCACCUAUGUCCUCCGUUUCCUCGAGAAGCUCUGCCACAACCUUCGAAGUGACAAUCUGUUCGGCAACCAGCCCUUUACACAGACUCACUUAUCACUCACUGCCACAGAGUACAGCCACAGCCACGACAGGUACCUACCAGGUGAAACCUUUGCCGUGGGGAAUAGCCUGGCCCGGUCCUUGGAGACACACUCAGACCUAAUGGACUCUACCUUGAAGCCUGCCAACCUUGUCAGCACGUCCCAAAACCUUCGGACUCCUGGCUAUCGGCCCUUGCUUCCCUCCUGCAGCCUCCCAUUAAGCACAGUCUCUGCUGUGCGCAGGCUCUGCUCUAGGGGAGUGUUAAAAGGAUCAAAGGAAAGAAGGGAUGUGGAAUCAUUUUGGAAACUAAAUCAUUCCCCAGGGUCAGAUCGACAUCUGGAGAGCCGAGAUCCCCCUCGCCUAAGUGGCCGGGACCCCUCCUCGUGGACAGUGGAGGAUGUGGUGCAGUUUGUCCGAGAAGCCGAUCCUCAGCUUGGCUCCCAUGCUGACCUCUUCCGAAAACAUGAAAUCGAUGGCAAGGCCCUGCUCCUGCUGCGCAGUGACAUGAUGAUGAAGUACAUGGGCCUGAAGCUGGGGCCCGCCCUCAAGCUCUCCUUUCACAUUGACCGGCUGAAGCAGGGCAAGUUCUGAACAGGAAGCACUCUUCUUCCAGGAAGCCACCAGCCAGCUCCCAGGCACCUUAGUAGGGCUCUGGGUGACCUCAGGACUCCAGGAGGCUGGAAAACUGCCACUGCUACCCUUCCUGCCCUGAUGUGUCCUUCCAUGAAGGACUGAGGAGGGAGCAGUGGGCCCAGGGCUGGUGCUGCUCGUCCCCUUAGCCUGCUGUGGCUCCCAGGCCCUUCUAUUUAAUUCUCAAGGCUAGCCAGCCUCUCACCACAAGUUUAGAUGAGCACCUUUCAAGAGAUGAGGAGGAUGCCAACCCUAGGACCUUGAAAGGCCCUGGUACCCAGGCCCCUUGCCAUCUCCUGGGCUUGGCAUAGUGUCCCACAGCCCCCAGCUCAUGCCUUCUCACUGGAUCCCCAGACUCUGAACUUAUGGUGCAGACCUUUUUUAAAGAGAUCCUUUCUUAUUGCUAAUUUAUUGCUUCUGGCAUUUGGACUUACUGCUUCUCUUGCACCAAACAUUUUUUGGAAGAGGGAGACCAUCCUCUGUGGUCCAGAGAGGGCCUCUCCAGAGAAGUGUGGCCCUAUUUCAGAAGACACUGCCCUAGGGCACUUCUUCUCUGGAAUGGACAAAGUAUAUAUGGCCCACUGAGCGUAAGGUGAGGGUCCCUCUUCCUACACUGGGUCCUUUGUAGCCCCAGUCUUCAUCUCUGAUGGAGUUUCCUCUCACCCUGCCCCUACAGCUCCCUGCCCUGGUCAGAAUUGCUGCAAAAGAUGGGGCCUAAUGCCAUUAGGUCACGGGGCCCCAAUGGUGGGAUGGAGGACCUCGAGGCUGGAGGGGUUUUGCCCUUUGCUAGCUUCUGUGCUUCCUCCUAAGCAAGCUAGCAGCACUGCUGCCCCCACUGCCAUGUGAACUAUUUUAUGUCCGUUUGUUUAUAAAUAAAAACCGAUGCAAAUGCC